AUGAGAUCUAAGCAGCAUGUUUCCUAUGAAGACAGUUAUGGGUUAAAGAAAAAUGACUCCUCUGAGAUUAACUACAGUUCUCAUUUGCAACCAUACCAGAUUCAGAAUGACUUCCAAGGAAACUUUCUGGAGAAUGCCACGAUUCCAGUACAUGAGGUUCCAUUUGUUGAGGAGCCAAACCUCCUUCAACAGUAUAAGGACUCAGGCCUCAGCUCCAGUACCUAUGAGCUUAGCCAGUACAUCAGUGAUUCCUCCAACCAUUAUGAAGCAGCUCCUUCAAAGGACUGGAGCCCAAUUCAAGGAGCAGAAGACUCAUUAGCUGCUGUGCACCCUGUGGCACCCCAGAAGUUUUCCCUCCCCCAUGUACCUGUUUGCUUUGGAGCUGGGGGGCAGCUCAUCCGAGGAUGUCCUAAUUAUCCAGCAGAGGGGCAGCCUGCCCUUGUGGAAAUACACAGCCUGGAGGUGAUUUUACAUGACACGCCUGAGCAAGAGGCAAUGAGAGCCUUUCCAGGACCUCUAAUCAGGGAGGAUCUGCACAAGAUGGAUGUGAUGACUUUUUGCCAACGCAGAGCAGCCCCGGGCUGGAACCUGGCAUCCAACCUUGGCAGAGAUUCUGCCUUGCUUUGGAAACUGCUUCUCCUUCUUUGCCGACAGAAUGGUUCUAUGGUAGGAUCAGAUAUAGCUGAGCUGCUGAUGCAAGACUGCAAGCACCGGGAGAGAUACAAGAGACAAGAGCCAGUGGCCAAUCUGAUCAACCUGACAGAUGAAGAGUGGUCAGUGCAGGGCUGCGGGGCGACAGAUCUUCUCACAGGGGAGAUCAUUCCAAGUGCUGGCACACCACAGCAAAAAGUGGAAAAGUUCACCCAACUUCUCUACUAUGGCAGAAAGAAAGAAGCUCUGGAUUGGGCCAUGAGAAACCAACUGUGGGGCCAUGCUCUCUUUCUGUCAAGCAAGAUGGACCUGAGGACCUACAGCUGGGUCCUGAGUGGGUUUACUAGCACACUGGCCUUCAAUGAUCCUCUGCAGACACUUUUCCAGCUCAUGUCUGGAAGGAUACCUCAAGCAUCUCAGUGCUGUGGAGAUGAGAAAUGGGGUGACUGGAGGCUCCACUUGGCUGUUAUCCUGUCCAAUCAAGUAGGAGGCAAGGAGUUGAAUCCCAGGGCUAUUGUCACCAUGGGAGAUACAUUGGCUGCCAAAGGGUCCAUUGAAGCAGCUCACUUCUGUUACCUGAUGGCAAAUGUUCCCUUUGGACACUAUGGAAUUAAAACAGAUCGCAUGGUGUUGCUGGGUAGUAGCCAGAGUCAGUCAUUCUCCCACUUUGCAAGGACAGAGUGUAUCCAGAGGACUGAGAUUUUUGAAUAUUGCCAAUUGCUUCAGUGCCCCAAAGCUUUCAUCCCCUCUUUCCAGGUGUACAAAUUGAUUUAUGCCUCUUACCUUGUGGACUAUGGUCUCACUGCCCAGGCCUUACAUUACUGUGAAGGGGUUGGAAUGGCACUCCUUACCCAGAGCCAGAACAUGUACCCUGUCCUCCUGGAACAAGUCAUCAAGCUGGCAGAACGACUAAAACUAUCUGAUCCACGGCUCCUGGAGAGACCUGAACAAGAAGUGACUUUGGAACCAGAUUGGCUUAUGGAGCUUCGAGACCGACAUCGGCAGUGGGAGGAGGAAGGAGGUCUCCUCGGUGCUACAUCCAUACAACCAGAAUUUCCUGGGAUCAGUGGACCAAUACCAGGUUUGGCUCCCUGUUCAGAGCUUGCACAAAGUCAAGGAUGCAUGGCAGAUCUGGACCACCAAGCUUCUUCUCCUCUGUCACCAGGAGCCUCAGCUCAGUGCCAUGAACCAAGUAUGGACCAGGAACUAUAUCUCCAUCCUAGACCUGGACUUCCGUUAGAUACAACAGAUGCUGAUUUAGAGAUACAUCUACCAGGGAUUGGCCAAGCCUCUAUUUUGUCACUAGGAGGACCUCCAGAUGAACUCUCAUCAUGUUUGCACCAGCCACCAGGAGACACUGUGGAAUCCUCUGGGCCAUAUCACUUCCCAGGGGACCAGAAGAACUUUUUGGAGCAUCAUCAGAAGACAAUAAAUGCCCGGACCCGGUCUGUCUCUGAGAGUUCCACUAUAUCCAUUACUGAGGAUACCUCACAAUCCUUGGAAGAAGGUACAGAGGAGGGAGUUGCAUCAGAGAAACCACCAGUGGAAGAGGCAGAGCAAGAUCAAGCCCAGGCCUCUAGCUCUGGCUGGUUCAGUUGGUUCCGAUCCAAACCAAAUAAAGAUGCAAACUCUUCCAAGAAAGUACCAGCUUCCCUCUUAAACUCCACUGUUCCUGUUUCCCAGGAGAAAGGAGCUCCGCCACCUUCCCUUCCUCCCAUAGAUGUGAUGAAGUCUUCAUCUCUUCCUCCUCCCCGUUUUUCUCAUCUACCUCACACAGAUGGCAACCCUUUUUCAAAACGCUCUCUGGGAACAAGAAAUCCGCUAGGUUUUAGCAGCAGAGAAGAAACCAUUUUUCCAAAUGCUGGGGACCAGGCUAGUUUUGUCACAUCCCCAAGAAGAGGAACAGUUCCACACUUCAUUCCCACUAAGGUCACCACACCAGGAGCAUCUGGCACUGGACAUCAACAAUAGAAAAAUAUCCAGUGACACUGCCCAUGUUAUCUGUAGUGAUCAAAGCCCUCCAUAAUAUUUCUCCCUCUCUGACAGAUCAAAGGCCAAUUCUUUCCUUUAUUUCUCUAUCUACAGGGUAUCACCAAAGUUUGAGGGGUGAACAUUUGCCUCUUCCCCUAUUGUUUGUUAAGUACUUUUGGACAAUGAGGUUCAGCCAGUGGUGUACAGUUGGGAACCUUUUAACUUGUAAAAAACAACAACACAAAAUAAAGAUUUCUCAAGUA
Sceloporus undulatus (fence lizard) is the source of this 2885-nucleotide messenger RNA. It is a transcript of the gene SEC16B, whose product is annotated as SEC16 homolog B, endoplasmic reticulum export factor. The record is from RefSeq and is a predicted model, not a curated record. Gene Ontology annotation, biological process: Golgi organization; autophagy; COPII vesicle coat assembly. NCBI's taxonomy places the organism in Eukaryota, Metazoa, Chordata, Lepidosauria, Squamata, Phrynosomatidae. The transcript is spliced from 23 exons. Gene Ontology annotation, cellular component: endoplasmic reticulum exit site; ER to Golgi transport vesicle membrane. The coding region runs from base 1 to 2622 and encodes 873 amino acids.